AUUCUUAGCACGAGACUAGGGGGAACAAUACCCGGGUGAGGUCCUCUCAUAUAGAUUCCCCUCGAUUUUAUUUACUUGGUUGUUUAUUUUAUAGUUUUCUUAGUUUUAAAACCAAAACUGUUUUGCUAGAUAACAAACUAAGCAAUUGAAGUAGGGGUACAAGGACCGGCCCGGGUUGACAUUUAAACAUAUACUCGUCAUAUACUGCACCCGACUAGAGUUUCUACUUGGGCUAUUGUCGGGAUUUAAUUCGUGGUGUAUCUGUGGCGAGUCAUAUGCAGAAAAGUAACCCAAAAUUAUAUAUUUAAAAAAAAUUAAUAACAUUUUGUACCCUUAUACUAUUGUUGGAGAGCGUAUCUUACUCAACAAGGAACAGAUGGAGUCGAAAUGACGGGAAAGCUGGUUUCGGAACGUCACAUGGAGCAGCCGGGGGAAGCUAGCCCCCUUGCUGUGUGAUCAAGGGGAGAAAUCGAUGGCGUCGGAACAUCACGGGAGAUCCGGGAAGCUUGCCGUAUGGUCUCGCCUAUCAACCGGUUCUCUCUACUCAAGCCGUCGGUGAGGAGAUGUCGGGAGCAGGCACCGCCACCGAGUCGAGGGGCUGAUUGCCAGGAGAGACUUCAGGGGGGACGAACGGUCUCUGGUCGAGUGCCUCAAAAUUAAUUUAGGGGUUUUUUUAAUUAAUUGAUUUGGGACAUAAUAAAAUAGUUAAAAUCAAAAUUAUGAGUGUUUUGGAGUAAAUAAGAGGCAAUUGUGUCAUUUUCCACUAUUAUGAUUGGGGCUCACUUAACAUAUAAUUAGAUGGAAGGGUACGUAAUAAGUAUGUUUGUAAUAAGUAUGUUUGUGUAAAAAUUUAGUAUAUUCAUACUAUUGUUAAUUUACCAUAAUAGAGGAUAAAAAUGGCUAUUAACGAUUUGAAAAAAAUGGAAAUGGCUAUUAACGAUUUGAAAAAAAUGGAUAAGUUAUGUACACACAGAAUCUUAAAGCAUUUUAGAAAGAAAAAGAAAAUUCCUCCUACUAUACCGUCACAAAAUCAAGAAAGACAAAACCUAUAUACCACUAAAAAACACGCUCCCCAAUUCCUCUCUCUCUCUCUCUGUCGUCCCUUGUGCUGUGCUGUGCUGUGCUGUGUGUGAACCGUAUACCGUUAACCAUUUCCUCUCCCGCCGACGGACGCAGCUAUCCCCUGCUUUCCGGCUUUCCCCCUCCCAACUAAACCAAAUUGAGAGUCAUCGGAGCAAACUCUCACCUGGGUUUCUCUCAAUUUUCGCUUUGCCGUCUUCUCAAGAGAGAAAAACAGGAAAAAAAAUGGACCGGCGAUCCUCCGUUGACUCCUACAGCAGCAGCAGCAACAGCAACAGCGGCGGUGACGGAAGCUAUCAGAAUCACCACCACCACCACCACAACAACAACAACAACAACCAAAGCAGAGAUCAGUACCUGAAGAAUCUCAACAAGCAAUCGCAGAAGAUCUCCAAACCCAGUAUCCCGUCUAACCCUAGAAAGCUCUCUCCUUCCCCCUUUGACCACCAUCAACCCAAUUUCAAUUCCAAUCCCCCGAAUCCAAUUCCUCCGCCACAGCCGCAGCCGCAGCCGACGCAGAACCAGCCCCAUGUCUACAACAUCAACAAGAAUGAUUUCCGCGACGUCGUUCAGCGCCUCACCGGAUCCCCUGCCCACCACGACCGCUUCUCGUCCCCCAAUCCUCCUCCUCCAGCCCCUGCUCCGGAUCCGACGUCCAAGCCACCGUCUCAGGUCUCUCGAUUGCAGCGGAUCCGCCCUCCUCCGCUCGCCGGUCUCGCCCCCAACCGCCCGCCGCCCCAGAUUCAGCACCACAAUCAACACCGCCCCAUGCCUCCUCCGCAGCAGCACUACCAGCCCCCGCCGAUGAAUACCCACAUGCCUCCUCCGGGCCCGCCACCACCCAACGGCUUCUUCCCGCGUCCGCCGCCGGGUCCUUUAUCUCCGGUUCCUCAAUUCCCCGGCCCUGCAGUGGCGGAGUCGCCCGUUUCGGCUUACAUGAGAUAUCUCCAGGACUCAAUGGAUCCCAACAAACAGCAAUUUACUGGGUUCUCCCCUCUCGCCCCUUUGGUUUCCCCUCGAUGGAACAACGGCAAUAACAAUUUGCAACAGCAGAACCAACAGCAUUAUGGACCACCGCCGCCUCAGCCUCAGCAGUACCACCACCAGGGGCUACUUCCGUCGCCGAAUGCUGCUGCUGCUGCUGGGACAGCAAUGAUGCCUCCGCCACAACCAUCCCCUUUCCAGCAGUUCCCGCAGUCUCCUUUGUCGUUUGGGUUCUUGAAUUCUCCGCGGUCUCCUUAUCCUCUGUUUUCUCCAAGCACGUUGCUUUCUCCUUCGGCUUUCCCUCUUUCCCCGACCAUGCCAAUGCACAGUCCAAGAUGGUUGCUUUCCCCCAACCCUUUCCCUCUUUCCCCCACCAUGCCCUUCCCAAGUCCCAGAUGGAGAGGGAUGUGAUCUUGUUACUGCACUAUUCAGGUAGUUCUGAGUUCUUAUCCAUGUUCUCUUAUUAGACUGAUUAGAGCAUUAAGGUUUCAUGUAUAUGUAUAUAUAUAUGAAUGGGGAUUCAUUUGAUUGCCAGUGGUUCAUUUUGGACGAAAGGUGCCUGGCUCUGGCCAUGUAAUAGAUAGAAUUUUUCCUUGUUGUUGUAAAAAUUGAUAGUCAAAUUACAAUUUUCAAAUAGGAAAGAACCCUUGGACUUGACCUUUCGCAUUCCUUUUUUUUUUUUUAAAUCGUAUGCUUCUGCAUUUGUACUGUAUUUGAUACUUCAGAUUGACAAUUCUGUUAGAGUAAAUGAAACAACAUGUGGAUUGCACUGUUGGUUUAUUUCAUUCAUCUUAAUGUGCUCCGGUAUUGGAGAUUCAUUUCAAGUCUUUCUUUGGCCAUUGGAUUGAUUUUUUCUUCAGUGAAGAGGCUUUGUUUGCUGAUAAUGCUAGAUGAGAAUAUCCCUUACCAAGUUCUUGUAAGUGCUAAUGAAAUUGAAAAGCCUUUGUCUUGUUUUCCCAGUUGAGUAAUUCGUUGGUAUUGUAGUAUACAGGUUUGUUUAGUUUAUCAUCUUUGCUGUCAGUUUUAUUGCUCUGUGUGCUCUGUUUGUUAUUAGGUUAGUUUCUCUUGCGAUAUAAUAAUGCUUUGACUGCUGGAGUUUGUUUAAUUUUCUGCAAAGGAUUGGUAAUCUUGCACUUUGAGUACUUUACUUGAAGUGUUCAGUUUUGUGCACUGCUGCCUUUUGAGCUUUACUAAUUGCUUUAUGAUGGACUUAGAAGAAAUUUCCAUUCUUCAUAUUUCUGCCAUGUGAUCGUUCUCCUUUAGUUGGUUGUCUAAAUAAAACCAUAUCCUCAGUGCAUCUCGUGAUACGUUGGGUGAAUUUCUGAGUAUUUUGAUUGCGGAUUAGUUUUCCAAGUUCUUUUCUUAUGCCUUCUUGCGCCUUCAUUCAAGCUUGUAGGUAUUCUUUAUUGCCGAAGCCCAAUAAGAAACCCGUAUAAAGGAAGGUUCAUGGGAUCAUCAGACAACACAUAGAUCAUAAACUUGACCGUGAAGUGUCAUGUUCUUCUUAGCAAUAUUCUUCUUGGAAACACACAAGAUGGGUUGGAGAAUAGAGACAUUUGUUUUGUUAACUAGCUAGAUAGAGUCUACAGAGGAACAUAAAUUAUUGGAGUAAUUUUCCAGGCCUUUCCGAGGAGAAAGGUAAGUCGGUUUGAGGGAUGAAUGUGGUGAUGGAGAUUUCUGUGAGAGUGUAACCAAACUGCCAUUUUCACCAAGUAACUAUUCUUGCCAUUUGUUCAGUUCACAGCAGAUUUUUUCUUUACCAGCUUUGACCUAAGGAUUGAACUGUAGUUUUCUUAUUUUUUCUUGGACAAAAUCGAACUGUACCUAGGAUGUGUUAUAUAACCAGCAGAUGAAACAGUGGUCAUACUUUUACAUCAUUGUAAUUGUUGGGUUCUUAGUGAUUAUGUUCAGUGUUAGAUGCCUUCUCCCCUCGAAUCAAUCUGUUAGAAUUGUACAAGAAGUUGCUGCUAUGGAAGACUUUUGACUGAGUUUGAUGAUUUGUUUGGCUGAGGAUCAGCUUCUCUUGAAUUUGUGGGGAUCUUCAUCUUAUGCUUAUCUGGUUGUGUCUAUGUGUGUGCUUUUUUUCCUCUUCUUCAAGACUUUGCAUUCCAUUAUGUAUCUUGAAUAGGUCAAGUUUUCCAUCAACACGUAUCUGUAACUCAGCUCUUGGAAUGCGGUUGCUGGUAAUUGAGGGUGUAAAGAACUAGUUAUAAUAGGAUUAUUAUUCUAAUACAUGACUUUAUGCUUC
Linum trigynum is the source of this 4312-nucleotide messenger RNA. The record is from the annotation of a GenBank genome assembly. NCBI's taxonomy places the organism in Eukaryota, Viridiplantae, Streptophyta, Magnoliopsida, Malpighiales, Linaceae.